This is a messenger RNA of Helicoverpa armigera (cotton bollworm), 2268 nucleotides long. RefSeq lists its product as uncharacterized. Lineage: Eukaryota; Metazoa; Arthropoda; Insecta; Lepidoptera; Noctuidae. The record is from RefSeq and is a predicted model, not a curated record. Bases 562 to 2268 code for a protein of 568 amino acids. The transcript is spliced from 7 exons. Gene Ontology annotation, biological process: proteolysis. Gene Ontology annotation, molecular function: serine-type endopeptidase activity.
CUACCAGCCGCAGAAGACAACGAAAUAGUUUUAACAGAGUUGGCAGUACGGAACACUGUCAAUAGAAUAUUCUCCAUCCUGAAACUGCCCCGACUUGCGAACAAAACGAGGUUCACAGAAUUCGCGUUAAUUCACAACUUCUUCGUGACCAUCACGUUACAGGAUCACGACAAUCUGAAAGAAAUAGCUAGACUAGCUAAAGUUGAGAACAUCGAUAACAAUACGCAAUAUUUUAUUACCGAGAUAAAUGAGGUACUAAAUGAAGACGAUAAAAGCCAUGAUACUACUGAUGAUGUUGUAACGACUCACAUCGAAGCGUUUAUAAGAAAGCUGGAAUAUUUGAAGUAUCGAUAUAAGUUCACCGACAAUGCUGCUGCUUUUGGGAUAAAUUCAGAAGUGUUGACUCAUUUGAAGACUACUGAUAAUUUAAAUAACUUCACAACAGUUGCUGAUGCAACUACUGAUGAAGAUGGUUAUAUUCUCACUGACAGUGAAUUCUGGCGACCUAGUGGUCGGCGCAUUUAUCAAGGGCGCAGAGAAAAAAUCAAGCGGUACCCGUUCAUGGCAAGCGUCCAUUUCUUCAAGAAAUUCCAGUGCGGCGGCUCCAUCAUCAAGUCUGAUUUAGUCAUCACUGCUGCUUCAUGUUUACAAUUGGCAUGGAACAACCGGUUCUUCAGAGAGAACCCGUCUUUCCUCUCCGUGCAAGUUGGCUGCGACUUGUACGAGGGCGGCGAUGAGAACAUCCCCAUCGUGCAGGUCUACUUCCAUCCCGAGUACAACCCGCAGAACUUGAGGAACAACCUCGCCAUCAUGAGGUUACUUCGGGUCCUGAAGUUCGGCAGGCGCGUCACUAAGAUUAAGAAGAUAGACUUCGAUAGAUCACCCUGGCCACUGCCUUAUAAUACCGACGGAAUCACUAUUAUUGGUUGGGGAGCGAAAUCCAGUAGCAAUGUCGUUCGUAACAUUUUUUCUAAUCACCUCGCGUCUGCCGAGCUGGACUUCUACCCUUUGAAGGAAUGUCAAGACGUUUAUUCCAAAGAUUUCGUGACCUACCAGAACUUUUGUGCUGGAUUCUUCUCAAAGGGAGGUGGCGCAUGUAAUCGUGAUGUUGGCGGACCAGGUGUCGCCCACGGCGUUCUAGUUGGAGUCGUCAGCUUCGGCUCACCCAACUGUGGCGCCCCUGACGCCCCUACAGUCUUCACUAAGCUUGGCUACUACACCGACUGGAUCGAAAGCAUCUUAGAAAUGAGGAUUGCAACUGGAGUAAAAAGGACAACAGAAAGGCCAAUGAAAGUAUCUUACGACUUUUUGCAAUUCUUGAGUACUACAAGACAAGAAAGGAUCCAGCCGGUGACUGGGACUGGGGAGUCCGGGACAACUGAACCAUCUUUACCAAUACUUAAUGUUGACGCUUUGAGAACCUUAGAUGAAAAUAAAGAUUUCAAAGAUUUUAUCAAAACUAUGUUUGGUGAAGAAGAAGUGAAAGAAUAUAUUGAAGAAUAUGAUUACGGAGUUGAUAAACCAGCUGGGGCCAAACCUCAGGUUGCUGCACCGUCUGCAGGAAGAGCUGCAGCAACUGCAGGAAGGUCUGAAGUAAAACCUCAACGUGUAACUACGACAGCAUCACCAAAAAUUAAAAGUCAAAUCCAACAAAACAUCAGCCUUCCUGAAGACCCACAAGUGGGAUCAGUCAAAAUGGUGACCUCAAUGGACAAUUUUGACAGAAUAGAAGUUUCUAGCGCAGAAGAUGAAGAUUCUAAAGUCCCUACUACUGUUGAAGUACCAGGAUACACGGCUUUAAAAAAUAAGCAGAGCGCCAAAAAUGUUGAAGAGAGUAUUGCUAAGUUGAUAGACGAUAUUGACAUAGAAGAAAUAUUAGAUUUUGAACCAGGAGAUUCUUUGGAUAAAAAUGCAAGUGUGUCCAAGGUCGGCGCAAAGCGACAGAAACCUGAAAAGUUACCCGAAACAGCAUCGAACGACAGUACUAGUUAUGAAUAUGAAGAAGAUUCCGAUAAAGAAACCAACCCAGUGCUGGCUUUACUUGAAUUAACUAAAAAUAAAAUGAAGCAGCAAAAGAAACAGAGGAAAGUGAUAGAAGAAGAUAAAGGCCUGGAGAUCCCCGUGGCAGCGUUUAACGAUUUCACUUUCAGACAUAACGCUACGACGAAAGCCUCUGGCGUUUUAGACAUAUUCUCUCAGAGGGAUCUAAUGAGAUUGCUAACUGAAGCUGUAGCUGAUGCAACGAAAAACAAAUCAAUGAAACUGUAA